Periophthalmus magnuspinnatus is the source of this 933-nucleotide messenger RNA. It is a transcript of the gene inip, whose product is annotated as ints3 and nabp interacting protein. Gene Ontology annotation, cellular component: nucleoplasm; nucleus; SOSS complex. The record is from RefSeq and is a predicted model, not a curated record. Gene Ontology annotation, biological process: DNA repair. Bases 289 to 591 code for a protein of 100 amino acids. The transcript has 4 exons. NCBI's taxonomy places the organism in Eukaryota, Metazoa, Chordata, Actinopteri, Gobiiformes, Gobiidae.
CCGGUAGUCAAGCUAAAAGCCGGUGAACAAACGCACAAUGCGGCUGUGCAGUCUCCCAUAAUGUCUAGUUUUUUUUUGCCGUUUUAAACUGUAUAUUAUCGAUUGCCUUGUGUACACUAACACAUACAGUGUCAUAUUUCAUAUGUGGAUACAAGCAGUCCCUCAAACACCACGUUUUGGUGUAUUUAUUGACAACUAACCAACAUUGGCUGCUGGACUGUUGAGAGGAACUGAACUACUUACUCUUCAUAGACUUUCUCUGUUGUGACCUGUGUGAAUUUUACUGAUAUGUCUGCUAAUGCUCCAGGCUUCCAAAGUAAGGCCCGAGUGGCCAUCAUAGCCGAGCUGGAGAAGGAGAGGAGACGUCUCAUCCAGACCAACCAGUCCAUGAACACCCCUGGGGCUAGCAUUUCGCUUUCACGGCCCAUGAAAGAAUUCAGGGACAAUGCAGAGCAACAACAUUUUGCGGCACAACAAAAAGCUGCUUUACAGCACGCACAUACACACUCAACAGGCUUCUUCAUCACUCAAGAUUCGUCUUUUGGCAACCUUAUCCUCCCUGUCAUUCCACGACUAGAGCCCCACUCAUGACCUUUUACCUUUGCUGUGGGAUGUAUGAACUAUGCUUACAGAUCUUACACAAAUAAUCAAUGUCUCCUUUAAUCUUGUCUUUUAAGGCAUUUAUUGUCAUCUUAUGAACAUUCUCAGGGGAGUAAUGUGUCAUUUAAUUUUGUUGGAUAUAUUGGAUUGCUGGUUUAGAAAAAUAUUUACCAUCAAAGUUACAAAUACAACUGCCCUACCACAUAAUGAUUAGAGAUGGAGUGUUCUCUUAAAUGUUGUCACCAGUUACAAUUACCUUGAACUGUGUAUUUUGGCAUUUUUACAUUCUUAUUCAUUUGUAAUCAUAUUUGAAUAAUAAAAGUGUUUAACACG